Molecule: messenger RNA, 810 nt
Organism: Coregonus sp. 'balchen'
Lineage: Eukaryota; Metazoa; Chordata; Actinopteri; Salmoniformes; Salmonidae
Source: the annotation of a GenBank genome assembly
AUGUGUUCAUCACUCUGUCUCUACAGCAGGGCUGGUGGUUUAAUGUGUUCAUCACUCUGUCUCUAUAGCAGGGCUGGUGGUUUAAUGUGUUCAUCACUCUGUCUCUACACCAGGGCUUGUGGUUUAAUGUGUUCAUCACUCUGUCUCUAUAGCAGGGCUGGUGGUUUAAUGUGUUCAUCCACACUGUCUCUACCUCAGGGCUGGUGGUUUAAUGUGUUCAUCACUCUAUCUCUACAGAAGGGCUGGUGGUUUAAUGUGUUCAUCACUCUGUCUCUACCUCAGGGCUGGUGGUUUAAUGUGUUCAUCACUCUGUCUCUACAGCAGGGCUGGUGGUUUAAUGUGUUCAUCACUCUGUCUCUAUAGCAGGGCUGGUGGUUUAAUGUGUUCAUCACUCUGUUUCUACAGCAGGGCUGGUGGUUUAAUGUGUUCAUCACUCUGUCUCUACAGCAGGGCUGGUGGUUUAAUGUGUUCUUCACUCUGUUUCUACAGCAGGGCUGGUGGUUUAAUGUGUUCAUCACUCUGUCUCUACAGCAGGGCUGGUGGUUUAAUGUGUUCAUCACUCUGUUUCUACAGCAGGGCUGGUGGUUUAAUGUGUUCAUCACACUGUCUCUACCUCAGGGCUGGUGGUUUAAUGUGUUCAUCACUCUAUCUCUACAGAAGGGCUGGUGGUUUAAUGUGUUCAUCACUCUGUCUCUACCUCAGGGCUGGUGGUUUAAUGUGUUCAUCACUCUGUCUCUACAGCAGGACUGGUGGUUUAAUGUGUUCAUCACACUGUCUCUAGCUCAGGGCUAUAGUUAUAUAUAUGAUUAA